Messenger RNA from Saprolegnia diclina VS20, 1953 nucleotides. RefSeq lists its product as hypothetical. The transcript has 9 exons. Lineage: Eukaryota; Oomycota; Saprolegniomycetes; Saprolegniales; Saprolegniaceae. The record is from RefSeq and is a predicted model, not a curated record. Gene Ontology annotation, molecular function: zinc ion binding; nucleic acid binding. The coding region runs from base 1 to 1953 and encodes 650 amino acids.
AUGGCGUGGCCGCCGACGGGAUGGCCGACGAGUGAACGUAGCGGCGCACCCCGCGCACCACACUGCCCGAUGGUACGCCGACGCACGCGACAGUUCGCCACGUUCGUAGCAGCGACUGCGCGGCUCGAUAGCGUAACGGGGUCGGGCAAGCUCGACUACAAGGGCACUGCCAAGUGGAUGCUGCGUCAGGACAUUGAGCUCGUUAUCGCAACGAGCCUUUGGGGCUGUUUGGAUACGAUCCUGGAGGUCAUGUGGCCGAAUGCGACGCGCGAAGAGCUACACACGCCGGUGUUUGGGAGUACGGCCUCCCUUUUUCUGGCGUUGUUUUCGAAGCGGAAGCGGUCACACAAAGUCGACUUUAGCGACCACUACUCGCUCAAGAAGAAGAUCUCGGGUCGCAACACGAUGGCGGCUCCAGGACAAGCGGCGAUGGCGAUGAGUGGCGUCGUCGUGCUCUCGCAGCUUGUGCACCCGGAGUUCAAGAGCAUCGCCCGUCGUGACGUGGUCGCGUGGAAGCGGGCGCGCCUCGAAUACGAGACCUCCAUGCGGCGCGAGUGUCAGCAAACCAACCGGAGUUACGCAGCGACGUGUGUUCCGGUCCGUGACUCGUUCACACCGGUGGGGUAUCUCGAGUUCCUGAUGAAGACCUCGUGGGACCUCUGGGACGACUACAACCUGCAGAACGUGCCCGAAGAGAAGCUUUGGGAACAAAUCAACGCCAUCAUCGACACGCGGGCCAACCAAGCGGUGCUCACGUACGACAAGAUCUUCACCUCGCUCGAGCUCGAUUACGGCGAAGAAGACGUUCGCGCGCGGGUCAGCAAUUUCCUUUUCAAGGCCGACCAAGCAAUUGAAGACAAUGGCCUCAGUGACAAGCUGCAGAACAGCAAGCUCAAGGCCAAUAUCUUCAAGGCGCUCAUUCAACGGCUCCGUCCUCAAGAGCUUGAGACGGACGUGAUGCAGCUGCUCGAAGAGAAGCUGGCUGUCAACAAUCAAGCUGGCCUUCAGCACCUUGAGAAGAUCAUCCUCAAGCGGGCAUUUUUUUACAAGUCGUGGAGCCCCAAGACGAAGCGUCUUCGUGACAAGGAGUCGUCCGGCGAAGACGAGAAACCGUCGCACAAGGAGCAGCAAGGUGUGCGCAAGAAGAAGAAGCGCAAGUUGAAGCAGAAGGACAACAAGCCGCCAGUGCGACAAGAACGCAAGAACGAUGGCACGGAACGUCCGUGCUGGCACUGCGGCAGCAAGAAGCACAAAUUGCGGGACUGCCCGAGUUCGAGCGCCAAGCAGAAGGCGAUUGCCGUCAAGAAGAACUGGAAGAGCAGUCGUCGUGGCGGAGGCGGCGACGGCAGCAAACAAGGCGGCAACGAGGGCAACGGGGCGCUUCUUUCGGGCAGCGAAGGCCACAUGGCUUUGACGCUCAACAGCGUCCUUGACGUACCGUGUGUGCCGGACAGCGGCUGCGGCCUGAACACCAUUCCCGCCACGAUGGCGGCGGCGCGGGGGCUCGUCUGGCUCUUCUGUCGUCGCCCUACGACGCUUGUGGCCGCGGGUGCGGCCCGUGACGACACGGUCGGUCAAAUCUUUCCAGGCGUCGCGGUCGGCGGCAAAGCUACGCAGUGUGUCAAGGUCCUCCAGCGACUGUGGCGGCGUCAGCGACUGGAGGUCGCGUCGCAAGGCCAUCACGAACUGUUGCGUCAAGCCGAGCGAGGCAGCCCCAACCGCACCGAGUGCAUCCGCAAGCUCUCCGCAGAAAUGAUCGUGUGGGUCAGCCUCCUUUGCCCGCCCAUGGGCACUGGGGCCGACAACAUUGAAAACACGGCCGUGGACGUGAACCUCAGCGUCCCUUCCGCGAUCCACGAUGAAGCUGAUCUCGCCACCGAAGGCUGCACCCGCGGCAAGAAGCGCUCGCAGGAUACCAGCGACGAGGCCCUGAAGAAGCUCAAGCACUCGUAG